Molecule: messenger RNA, 2694 nt
Organism: Pseudoliparis swirei
Lineage: Eukaryota; Metazoa; Chordata; Actinopteri; Perciformes; Liparidae
Gene: nap1l4a
Product: nucleosome assembly protein 1-like 4a
Exons: 15
Coding region: 95-1150 (351 amino acids)
Biological process (GO): nucleosome assembly
Cellular component (GO): nucleus; chromatin
Molecular function (GO): histone binding; chromatin binding
Source: RefSeq, a predicted model, not a curated record
GUUCUUCGUGCGCGUGGGCUGAAGCUAAAACGCGCGAGCGAGGCGACCAGCUAAUAUUCCGCUCAGUCAGAGAGGAAGGAGCUGCCACUUGGUAAUGGACGCCAAUAAAGUUUUGGCAGGUAAAGGGGAUCAAGGGAUGCAAAAUCCAGGUGGGCAGAUUGAAAGACCUGCCGGCAUCUUGGAAAGCAUGCUUCCCAAAGUCGUGAAGAGGCGAGUGCAUGCCUUGAAAAGGCUACAGGUGCAGUGUGCCAACAUAGAGGCUAAAUUCUACGAGGAGGUCCAUGAGCUAGAGAGAAAGUAUGCUGCCCUCUAUCAACCACUCUUUGACAAGAGAAGAGAUUUUGUCACAGGACCCGUGGAACCCACAGAGGAAGAGUGCGAGUGGCACAGUGACAGGGAGGAAGAGGAGGAGCUAGCUGAGGAGGUAAAGGAAAAGGCUGCUAUUGAGGAUGCAAAGAAAGAGGAAGCCACGCCAAAGGAAGAUCCUAAAGGCAUCCCUGAGUUCUGGCUCACCAUAUUCAAGAGUGUGGACAUGCUCAGUGACAUGCUCCAGGAACACGACGAGCCCAUCCUAAAGCACCUGAAAGAUAUUCAAGUCAAGUUCUCUGAGCCAGGACAACCAAUGAGUUUCACAUUAGAGUUCCACUUUGAGUCCAAUGGUUACUUCAACAAUGCAGUCCUCACUAAAGUCUACAGGAUGAAGUCAGAACCUGAUGAGUCGGACCCUUUUUCAUUCGAGGGUCCGGAGAUCAUCGACUGCGAAGGCUGUCAGAUAGACUGGCACAAGGGGAAGGAUGUGACAGUGAAAACUAUUAAGAAGAAGCAGAAGCAUAAAGGCCGUGGCACUGUCCGCACAGUCACCAAGCAGGUCCCCAAUGACUCGUUCUUCAACUUCUUUAACCCGGUCAAAGCUUCACCAGAUGGAGUAAUGGACGAAGACUCCGAGUUCACCCUAACCACAGACUUUGAGAUUGGACAUUUCUUCCGUGAGAGAAUAGUUCCGAGAGCAGUGCUGUACUUCACUGGAGAGGCCGUGGAGGAUGACGAGAGUUUUGAAGAGGAAGAGCAGGAGGAGGGAGAUGAAGAGGAUCAAGAUGAGGAGGGUGAUGACGAUGACGAUGAUGAGGGAGACUGCGACCCCAAGGCAUAAUCAAUCAUUCUCACCCAAUGCCAUUUCUAGAAAGAACAGCCCCAGCCUGCCGAAUGCAAACAGCAGUAACCGUGGUGAUCAGAGGAGGUGGUGACCUGAAGUCUGUCAAAUCCGUUCUUAGCCAAUCAGCAAGGCCUCCUGCAGGCUUCCCCCUUUUACGAACUCAUCUGAACGCAAUAGAACGCAAACCAAACUGUGUGUUACUAUGUGCAUGACUUAUUUUUCCUUGUCUUGCGCCCAUCUAACCCCCUAUUUGAUUAAACUACCGUAGAGUCACGUAGGGCCAGCUUUGGUACGGGGGAGUAGGUUACGACUGCCGAGAACCUCUAACUUCAUCGUAGAAAAAAAUAGGAAAGAAAAGAAUCCCAACUUAAGUUUUCAUGGAAAUAAAUUGGUUACUCAGGGUUUUAUAAUGCCAAGAGAAGUUUGAGUUUCCCAGGAAACUGUUGAACAAGUCUGACUUCAUCGUUCACUGGGGUCGUGUUUUUCUUUUGUUAUUCAAUGUAUCAUUUUGAAUUUAAUUUACCUUUUUUUUUAUGUUCAUGGUCAAAUGUUAUUGGACUAUUUAUUCUUCGGGUCCAGCAUUUAUUGGCUAAUUUUCAUUGGCUCAAAUCUUAUUUGGGUAUUGCUGGUCAACUAAACUUGAAUACUGCCACGUCAAUUUAUUUCAAACAUUAAAGAAUUGUGUUUUGCAUUAAAACACCUCCUUUACGCCCAGGCUUAUUGGGCUUCAGAAGCAUUUAAACUGAGCACACUGAUGAAGAUAUGUGGAAAGCAUGUGGUCAGACCUCAACUGUCACAGCGCUACCCGGGUUGGCCAUCACCCCUGAAUGCCCUUUUGGUUUUGUGUGGUCAGGAUAAUAUGAACAUUUUAAGAAAACAAGACAUCUGGAAAUGAUCCCAGCCCAACAUUGCAUUCAUUCUGGUGAAUCUCACUAAAUCAUGACACCGUCAAGCAAAUGCAGUCGUUGACCUGCAACCGUUCUUGGUUGUGACUCCGCUCUACGUGUCGAGUGCUUAACACCGUAGUGGCAGUCUGAUGGGCGCAGGGAGUUUGAAUCUAAUGUAAAUUGCGUUGCCAAGAAGCCAAACUAAAAGACAAAACACGCCGUCAUUAUUUUCUUUUUGCCAAGUGUAAUCUAAUUCAGCAUUUACAGUUGUUAAAGAAUAUAUAAAUAUUUCUGUUCAUGUCUAAUGAGUCAGUAGAAUGUCUGUCUGUGGAAAACAAAUGGAGGCGGUUUGCCAAUGUAUUUUCUACACUGCACUUGGACUUUGGCAGUUCGAUUGGGACCCCGCUGCCUGGUCAGCGACGGCAGUUUCAGCAAAAAUUACACCCACCCCCUCUUUUAAAAAAAAGAACGAUUGUAGCUCUUGUCGGACAGAUGUUUCAGAGCCACGGUUCACAUCUUUAGAUCUACCACACUGGACCUUGUGCUAGCAAUGGCCUUCACUGGUUCUUAUUCACAAUUUGUUACUUGCGCUAUAUUUCUUUUCAAUUUGUACAGAGUUAGUUAAAAUAUUCUAUUAAAGUUGUGCGACAUGGA